Rotaria sp. Silwood2 is the source of this 327-nucleotide messenger RNA. The record is from the annotation of a GenBank genome assembly. NCBI's taxonomy places the organism in Eukaryota, Metazoa, Rotifera, Eurotatoria, Philodinida, Philodinidae.
AUGGUACAGUAUCAGGCCACAUGUGCGGCCCCAUUAUGUAACAAUAUUUAUUCAUGGCCAGGCAGUGCUGGUUACAGUUGUCCUGCAAUCUCACCUUGUUACAAAUUACGUACAUCGACAAAUGGAACCAUAUGUGUACCACAAGGAGCAUGCCGUUUCUUCGAUAAAUGCAUCAGUGGCACACGCUGUGCAUCGAAUUUAACGACAUGUGUUGUUGAUAGUUGUUGUUCAGCACCUAUUUGUGUGCCAUUAGCAUUGGCUAGUCUUUGUGAUCAAUCAACUCCAACUGGUACAGGUAAUGAAACAAAUUUAUUUUUCAAUUUAUAA